AUGCCCAAAUGCUUCCAACAAUUGAACUCUAACAACAUUUGCUCUCUACCACGCUGCAUAGUCGUCAUAGUUGGCGUGGGUCUCAUUCGGAAACAUCGGUAUCCGGUGGAGCACUUCCCGGUGCUGACGAAAGAUGGCUUUCUUUUGAGUCUGGUGCGCAUACCCUUAUCGCGAGGCAUUCCUCGGAGCUUCAAAACGGAACCGGGACCUCCAGUCUUACUCGUGCAUGGGAUCAUCUCCUCAGCUGACGAUUGGGUUCUCAAUACGCCGCAGAACUCUCCCGGAUUUCUACUCUCCGACGCCGGAUACGAUGUCUGGCUGAUAAACACUCGAGGAACCCCGUACUCCAAACACCUGAAGCACCGACGUAAUAGCAAACAGUUCUGGGAUUUCAGCUUUGAUGAAAUCGGCAACUUCGAUAUCCCCGCAGCUAUUGACUUCGUCCUGCACCAUACGGGUCACCCGCAACUCACGAUUCUGGGCUGGUCUCAGGGAACCACCGAUAUCAUGGUGACGCUAUCGCUGAAGCCGCAGUACAACCACAAGGUGAAACUUUUCGUUGCGAUGGCUCCCGUGGCCAACAUCACUCACCUCGCAUCUCCGAUGACAAUGCUCAUCCCAUUCAAAGGCUUAAUUAAGAAAACUCUGGACUUAUAUAAUGGAGGCGGAGUAUUACCCUCGAGUCGCCACUCGAGAUCGAUGUACAACCAUAUGUGCAAUUCUCACAUCCGGGGACUUUGUUUCCUGCCGGUGUCGGUCAGCGUGGGAAUCAGCCCUCAUCAGCUCAACAAGACGAGGAUACCCGUCUACAUGGCUCACAUGCCAUCAGGUACUUCAACCAAAAAUCUGAUCCAUUUCGUUCAGAUUCGCGACCGGAGAGAGUUUCGACGGUUCGACUACGGGGAGCCGGAGAAUCUCUGGCGCUAUGGCCUUCCCUUCCCCCCGAAAUACCCGCUUCACAAAAUAAGCACUCCAAUGGCCCUCUUCUGGGGUGAGGGCGAUCGACUAGCCACACCACAGGACGUAAGCACUUUGAGACGCGAAUUGAGGCACACAAUAGUCUUCGACUAUCUCGUACCGCAGUCGGGAUUCGCGCAUCUGGAUUUCACAAUCGGCAUCAACGCCAAAGAAGUACUACACGACCCGGUUUUGCACGUCAUCAACGAGUUCAACAAGGGUCUCCAUCUCGGAUUGUACCGACCAGAGAUCCACGACACGCUAUUCGAAGCGCCCGUGCCACCAUUCCCGAUGCCACCAAUGACGCACAAAAACCCGAGCGGGUUGCCAAUCAUGGGCAUCAAGGUGGCUUCGAUCGCCAUGGGCAAACCCUGGCAUCAAGACGACGAGUUCCCGCCGAUGCCUCAUAAGCCUCUCUCCUUCUUUGAAUUCCUCAGGCCGCCCUCUCUGGAUCCUGUUCACCGAUAUCAUUUCGCUGGCGAGACUUUCGCUCAUUUCGACAACACCAUGCUGCAAGGUAUCCCGGAAGAUCCUCGUUUCGGCAGCUCUCACGGCUUCGGAAGUUCGCCGCCAAGAUAUGCUCUGACGAAGCCCAUGUUCGCUCCUCACCGACCAAACAAACAGCCAGGGAUCGAGAUUGCGACCCAGGUGGCCCAGAACCACGUCGAGGAGCCCCCCGUAAAUUAUAUGCACGGUCUCCGACCUCCACCGCCCGUUCGCAAUGUCGCGAAGCCCACCGUCUCACCGGAGGUCACACCCGACGUCACACACGAUCUUCAAGAUAUAUCUCAGGAGCUCCCUGAUUCGUCGGAGGGCGAAUCAAACAUCGACGAGCCAAGGCAGCACUUGUCUAAACUCGUACCGGCCGAGGGCCAUUUCAUCGACUACGGUCUGAGCACCAAGCCAAUCGCCAUGCAUCCGGAUAAGAAUGGUGGCUUCCAAACCGACUGGUUCCCAAUUACGGGGAACUCGAAGAAGUUGAACGUACAAGAUUUGAUGCCGUCGGCUUCGAAGGCUCAGUUGAGCCCUCAGCUCCUAGUUGGCGAGAAUUCGAGAGAGAUGAUCAAGAGUCCCGCUUCGAAACCGUUGCGCGCCAUAUAG
Messenger RNA from Galendromus occidentalis (western predatory mite), 2058 nucleotides. Its product is annotated as lipase member K-like. Gene Ontology annotation, biological process: lipid metabolic process. The transcript has 7 exons. Lineage: Eukaryota; Metazoa; Arthropoda; Arachnida; Mesostigmata; Phytoseiidae. Bases 1 to 2058 code for a protein of 685 amino acids. The record is from RefSeq and is a predicted model, not a curated record.